Molecule: messenger RNA, 7275 nt
Organism: Micropterus dolomieu (smallmouth bass)
Lineage: Eukaryota; Metazoa; Chordata; Actinopteri; Centrarchiformes; Centrarchidae
Product: girdin-like
Exons: 29
Coding region: 1170-6764 (1864 amino acids)
Biological process (GO): cytoplasmic microtubule organization; cytoskeleton-dependent intracellular transport
Cellular component (GO): centrosome; cytoplasm
Molecular function (GO): microtubule binding; dynein light intermediate chain binding
Source: RefSeq, a predicted model, not a curated record
UUAACAUUUUUUCUUUAAGUGAAUUAGACUUUUGACACAUUUAUAGAUUAUAAUUUUGUUCAUCAUUAUUGUAUUGUCAUCAAAGUCAGUCAUCUGACAGAUUUACAGAUUUGCAUCCAGUCUUUAACACACGGUGGCGCCAUAGCACCAUCACAGGCCUUCGGCAGCGAAAGUUUGGCACGACGAGUGUGGAGGUUUUGUAUUCAGUGGGAAGAACCUUGUCACAUUCAUGGAUAUUCUGUCUUGGAGAAAGUAAACCCUUUUAAAUUCAGUUGUUUUUAAAUUGUUUUAGUGCUGAACCAGAUAUGUGUAAAAUCAUAUUAGGCUACAUAAUAGGUCGUCAUUAGCCCACAGUAAAGUAGGCCUACUCAUGUUGAGGGAGUAUACUUGGGAAUGAAGCCUCAUUACAUUAAGGGAAACAUCUAGUUGUUCAUCCGGUGAAAUGUGCAUAAAUUAGUUUAUUAUAUGAACAACACUUAGGACAAGUUGUGGUUGCACAUGGUCACAAACAGUAUGCUGCUGGUGGGGAGGGGCGGGGGCGCCAGUGCCAUGGUGACAGAUGAAAAAUAUUUCUGAUGUAUCAUUAGCACUCAACUGCUGUACUAGCUUCAAACAGUGAAACCAAACGGGAGGGAACAUUUUAGCACACUUUUAGCAUGUCUUGGCUAAUAAUGGUUUAUAAAAUGAAUUAGCACAUUUGGCCUAACGGUGGAACUUUAAAUAUAAAAAUCUGUCAUCAGUGCUAACUGUUUCUGCGAGCUGGGAAGCUGAGAGGAGGAGGAGGAGGAGGAGGAGGAGGUGGGGUUGUGGGGGACUGACGGCAGAUGCCUUUGCAGCAGAGGACCAAGGAGGAUGUUAGUGAGUGUGUAGUGUUGCGGGACAAAAUGCGGAUAGGACCGUACUUGGACAACGACUUGGCGACGUUUAAACUGCCGGAUGUCGUGGAAGUAAGUUAGCUGUUAGUGGCGAGAGGAGUCUGUGAGUGAAAACACCGACAAGCUAAACCGCAGUGCCAAGAGGAAAUACUCAACUAGUUUAAAUAAGAUGGAUGGGAGGGCUUGAAUCUGCAAGACUCACUUCUGGAGUAAUGUAGUGACUAACGUUAGGCUGCUACCAGGCUUCUCCUCAUUUAAAUUGUUGGGAUAUUCUGUUGUGACUAAUAAAAACCUAUGAUGGAAAUAACGAUGGAAAGUGGAGUUUUUCUACCCUGUCUGGAUCAAUUUAUGCUGAGCCCACUUGUCACUUGGGUGAAGACGUUUGUGCCAAAUGAUGGGGGCAUGCACAUGGACUUUUCUGAAUUACUGGAUGGAGUCUUUUUGAAUGACAUAAUGACACAAAUAAAUCCCUCGGCUGCACCUCAGAGUGCAAACAAAGUGAGCAGUGAUCCAAGUCAGAGGAUCCAAAACUUGAACUUCCUUGUGCAGCAAAUCAAGACAUAUUAUCUGGAUAAUCUGAGACAAUUAAUCAUGAUUCCUUUGCCAAACGUGUUGCUGCUUGGCAGGACUCCUUACUUUGAACAAAGUCUGGAGGAAAUGAAGAAACUUUUGCUGUUACUGUUGGGAUGUGCAGUCCAGUGUGAGAAAAAAGAUGAGUACAUUGAGAGGAUCCAGACGCUUGACUUUGACACGAAAGCUGCCAUAGCUGCACAUAUUCAGGAGUUGACCCACAGUCAGGAGAACGUGCUGGAUCUGCAGUGGUUGGAGUCCAGUGAGGUGCACCCGGAUGAGCUGGAGGCCGUAGCGAGGAACAUGGCCACGCACCUCCGACAUCUGCUGGACCAGAGGGACACCCAUCUAGAGACUAUAGCAGAGCUAAUGCAGGAAAAGGAUGGCAUCGUUAGCUUGCUCAGUAGCCCAUCCAGCCCACAGUCAACCAGCUACUGUCCCAACAUGCAGCAGCAGCAACAGGCGGGGACUCAGCAACACCUGUCGGUGGAGCUGGCUGACUCUAAGGCCAAGAUCAGACGACUUAGACAAGAACUAGAAGAGAAGAGUGAGCAGAUGCUGGACUGCAGACACGAGCUGGAGAACAUGGAGGCAGAGCUGAAGAGGAUCCAGCAGGAGAACUCCCAGUUGCUCGUAGAGGCCCGUGCAGCCCGCACCUACCGUGACGAACUGGACUCCCUGAGAGAGAGAGCCAUAAAGGCAGACAAGCUGGAGAGUGAAGUGGGACGCUACAGGGAGCAACUGCACAAGAUGGAGUUCUACAAGGCCAAAGUGGAGGAGCUAAAGGAGGAUAACAGGGUGCUACAGGAGACCAAAGAAGUGUUGGAGGAUCAGCUGGAAGGCUGGAGGGCACGCUCAGAUAAAAUCCACCAGCUGGAGAAGCACAGUCUGCUGCUGAAGGCCCGGGUCCACGACAUGGAACAGGAGAGGGAGGCAGACCGGAGGCGCAUUGAGGAGCUGCAGGAGGAGAACCUGGCUCUGUGUUUGGCUCAGAGGAGGAGCAUGGAGGAGUCCCAGCAUCUGGGCUGGGAGUUAGAGCAGCUCUCCAAGACCACUGAGAACUCUCAGAGCCAGCAGACUCUGAGUGAGGAGGUGACUGAGAGGACUCGCAGUCGGAUGCUGAAACUGGAGAAGGAGAACCAAAGUCUCUUAAGAACUAUAGAGGAACUCAAAGCUGCCUCUAUGAACAACAGCACACAGCCACACAAACAUAGCUGCCACCGUGAGUGUAAUCAUGUCUGCCAUGUGGUGUGUAGCACCAACAACCGUACCUUAUCAACAGAUGAACCCACUUGGUUGCAAACCUCCUGCUCUAAUAUAGAAAACCGCACUCACAUAUUCCCGCUCAGAACAGUAGCACAGCACAUGUUAAAUGGAAAUUCAAACUGCCAUCAGCCACUCUACGCAGAAGAGGUGGAGGAAGUCCAGAGUGAGAUCCUCCUCACAGAGAGCCCAGACCUUCAUAUUCAGGAGAAAGGACAGCUAGAAGAUGGAGGUGGAGAUCAUUUCAAAGACCUAAUGUCUGAUCUGGAAGUCUUAGAAAACAAUCACAAUAGGCUCCAUUGUUUUGUUGGAUCAGGUGAUCACUCCCCUGGCUCGAAGAGCAGCAGUCCCUGCCAUGGCAGCAUCUUCUCAGGUCUGCCAACACGUUCCUCCUAUGCCAGCAAACACACACAGCGGCUGGAGGCCAAGUGCAGGGCCCUAGACACAGUUAACCAGCAUCUACAGACUUCCCUCGAUAACACUGACCGGAAAGUUCAGAGACUGGAGGCAGAGGUUCAGGAGCUGGAGGCAGAGAACCAGAGUCUGCAGGCCACUUUAGAGGAACUUCGGAUCUCUGCACGCCGCUUGGAGCAACUGGAAACAGAGAAGCAAAGCCUGGAGCAAGAAACCACAGUCCUGGAGAGGGAAAAAAGGCAGCUAGAGAAAGAGAAUCGACGACUCCGCCAGCAGGCUGAAAUCCAGGAAGCCAACUUAGACAGUAACAAUGUCUGUAUGACCAGCCUGGAAAGGGAGAUGCGUUUUCUAGUAAAGGAGGUGGAGGGGUUAAGGGAGACUGCUGACAGGGUCAAAGCCCUAGAGGGAGACAACAGAGAACUGACCAAGCAAGCUGCUAUCGACCAGAAGACCCUGGCCACCCUCAGAGAGGAGCUGGUAAGUGAGAAGCUGAAGAGCCAGCAGAGAGACAAUGAACUGGAGAGGCUGGCUUACGAGUUGGAAAUGAAGGUGCUGAACCAGGAGAGUACACAGCAGGCUGAACAAGAGGAACCAGACAACAGCAGGUUCAAGAUGCUGGAGUCAGAGUUGGAGUCGUCCCUGAAAAAAUCUCUUAAGAUUAAAGAGGACAAGAUUGCAGCUUUAGAAGCUCGUCUGCAGGAAUCCUCCACCCUGAACCAGCAGCUGCGCCAGGAGCUCAAGACUGUGAAGCUGAGCUAUGAGGCCUUGCAACAGAGGCAGGAGGAAGAGUGGACAGCAUCAAGUUCCACCCCUGCAAUAGAGACUGGCAGAGCAAUGAGUGAAUGGCUACGUGAAAGCCAGGAGGCCACCAAGGAAUUGCUGAAGCUCAAAGACCGUCUCAUUGAAGUGGAGAGGAAUAAUGCAACACUGGAGGCAGAGCGCCAGGCAAUGCAGGCCCAGCUGAAGCAGCUGGAGAGUCAGUCUGAUAGCCAGCAGGCUCAAAUCCUCGCUCUGCAGAGGCAGGCUGCCUCACUGCAGGAGAACAACACAGCCCUGCAGACACACACCGCUAACCUACAGGUGGAGAAAUCCACUCUGAACUCACAGAGUGCUUCCCUUAUGGCCCAGAAUGCGCAGCUGCAGCAGCAGCAGUCAGGGACAGAAAGUGAGCGGGACAGCGCCAUACGGGAACGUGAAGAGCUGCGUGGUGUUCAUGAGCAGCUAUUAAGAGAUCACGAGCGGCUGGCAGCUCUACAUGAGCGGCAGGCUAUGGAGUAUGAGGCCCUGAUGGGCAAGCACGGCUGUUUGAAAAACGCCCAUCGCACACUAGAGCUGGAGCAACGCACUCUGCAGGACAGGUACAAUAGCUUGUUGCAGCAGCGGACCAAGCUAGAAGACCUGGAGAAAGCCCUGAAGGAGGAGCAGAUGAGGAUGGUUCUAGAGAAAGAACAGCACAGGACCACUGCUGCUGAAUGUUGCAGGCUCCGUGACGAGAAGGACUGGCUGAACCAGACAUACCGUCAGCUACAUAACGACAAUGAGUUGCUGACAGCGGAUCACAAGCAGCUCAAGAGCCAGCUGAAUGAGGCCAAGCUGGAGCACACCUGGCUGGAGGCUGACUUCUCCAAGCUCAAGAAAGAGUUUCAACAGCUAGACAUCACUUCCACAAAGCUCAGCAACCAGUGUGAGUUGCUGAGCCAGUUGAAGACCAACCUGGAGGAAGAGAAUCGCCACCUGCUCAACCAGAUCGAGACGCUGAUGCUGCAGAACCGAACCUUGUUGGAGCAGACCAUGGAGAGCAAGGAUCUGUUUCAUGUUGAAGAGCGACAGUAUAUUGACAAGCUUAAUGAUUUGAGGAGGCAGAAGGAGAAGCUGGAGGAAAAGAUAAUGGACCAGUACAAGUUUUAUGAGCCAUCGCCUCCUCGCAGACGUGGAAACUGGAUCACUCUGAAACUGAAGAAGUUGAUUAAAUCCAGUAGCCGUGAGCAUGGGCCCGACCGCCCACCCACACCCACACACUCAGGCGUUACUGAGCCACAACUCUCCUGUCAAGACAACAGCUCCUUCAUCAGCUCAGAUGGCUCUGGAAGCUCAGCCACCUCAGCAGGUGAUGCCAUUUCACCCCAACGUAACACCACCCUGAAAAUGUUUCCCCGUAUGAGGAACAGGCUGAAGGACAGAGACAAAGUCAAGUCCCUCUUCCGCCGUUCCAUGUCCCUGAGCAGCUUGGCGUACCCCUCGGCCCUGUUCGAGGAGAAGCGGUGGGCAGACAGCUUAGAGCAGCUGGGAGGGUCAGAGGCUGAUGUGGAGGAGGACAGGAAGAACGCAUUGACCUCAUCCCUUACCACAUCCAUCUUGUCCAUCCUCCACCUCAAUCAUCCUACCACUCUACCAUCUGGCCACGUCACCACCACAGCCACUGACACCGCCGGCACUGUUCCAGAUUUGUCUGAGUUUUGGGUGACAGACAAGGAUUCAAAUGAUAGCGCUGUGCCAUCUGGAUUUGAGGACAGCGACGAGCUGCAGAAUCACGGGCUGAACAGUGUCCAGAGUCGAGCCCAAAGUGAGAGUAGUGGGGAGUUCAGCCUGAGCCUGGAAAAUGAGCCAUGGUCAAAUGGCAGCAGCCCUGUCCAGCAGCCCCCAUCACGGCGCUUCUCCGCCUCCUUCCAGCCACCCAGCGAUACCUCCACCCCCCAACACACACAGAAGCAGCAGCAGCAGCAGCACAAGGAGAAAGCCUCUACCAUGCCCAUCACCAACAGUCAGAAUUCAGAUAUCCAGUCUAUACCAAAACAGAAAGAUCCUGGACUCUCUCAGGACUUCUGGCUCACAAGGGGUACAAAGAGCAUCAGAAGGGGGUCAAGAGGGAAAGUGACUCGUCGCUCAUCAGAUUCAGGGGGCACAGUCAAAAUGAACACAGGGCUCAACGGGAUGAAUUCCAAAUCGUGCUCUAGCAAAGUUGAAGCUACCCGAGCAUCAGCAUGUUCACCCAUCACAGUGCUGUACGUUCAGGGUAAGUCAUCCUCAAUGUCUGGCUGCCUCAACUGCUUCUCCACCCCUCCGGGGAAAGAGGUGCGACUAAAAGGGUCCAGGUCGCCCAAAAGUCUCCCUCGAGCCAGCAGUGUCAUUUCCACAGCAGAGGGAUCAUCCCGACGCACCAGUGUAAACAGCGACUGCAGGGUGACAGGCAAGACUGACCCGGUCUCUGUCCAGGUUUCAGAAGAGAGCAAUAAUCAGGAGGAAACAGCGAGUCAGCAACAACCAGAACCAGACACGAAUAACUGUGAGCCUGAGCCCAUUCCUCCCAUCAAACCUCCUAGAGACCCAACAGUUGCCGUUCCCACAGAUCACCCAAAAUCCCCUGUGCAGGAGUCACUCUUUGGCUCCUCAUUCACUUUCAACUCUGUCUUCUCAAACACAAUCUUCAGUGAUUCUGUGGUCACAACCAUGACUAGCCUGGACGCCCUUGGCAACAACCAGACCUUCGUCUGUCUGAAUGCAUCUCUGGUGCAAAACUGCCAACGUGAGAGCCGGGAAUCUCCUCCUGACACACUGCAAACACUGCUCAAUGUGGAAAAUGAGCUGAGUCAAAAUGCAGAACAUGCAGCUGAGUUAGAGGACAAGCGGCUAACAACUCCAUGAAAGCAGCUGUCAGACCAUUGUGUAUUGUGUCAUUCAAGCAAAGCAGGUGAGCUGCAAAAAAAGGCCACUUUUCAUCACAUCAACCGAAGCACACAAUUUAAGUCACUGUAAUUUAAUAUGAGUAUGUUAUUCCACAGUCUGAGUAUACAGUCAUCUUAAAAGGUGUAAAUAUUAGCAUAUUAAUUUACCUGAGUAAUAUCUCCAGAGACUCAUAGUAUUAUCUCUUCCCCCAGGUUCUUCUUUUUGCACAAAUUCUGUUUAAUAUAACUGAAUGACUUAUGGAUAGAUAUCCUCUUUUGCCCAUUAAAAUGUAGAAUGGUAUUGUGAGUGAAACCUGUUUACCUUUAACGUUACUUUACCACACUGACAAUCCUGGUAUGUAUAUUUAUUGCUGUUUCAAAUUAUGUCCUGUUACUCAGACAGAACAUUUAAAUUAUUAUUAUAUUAUUAAAUUGCAGUGUCUAUGCCUGGAAGAACCAUGAUGUUCAUAUAUACAAAAUGUGUAAAUGUU